Messenger RNA from Budorcas taxicolor (takin), 5076 nucleotides. It is a transcript of the gene HMGXB3, whose product is annotated as HMG-box containing 3. The transcript has 20 exons. The coding region runs from base 399 to 4265 and encodes 1288 amino acids. The record is from RefSeq and is a predicted model, not a curated record. Lineage: Eukaryota; Metazoa; Chordata; Mammalia; Artiodactyla; Bovidae.
CCGCGGUGACGCCCGUGUCCCUGCUUUCUUCCUCUGGCUUCCCGGGGCUUGACCCCCGGGGCCCUCGGCAGGCGUCAUUGAAGAGCCUGCGGGGCGAACGUGUGCUUCCACACCCUCCCUCCACGACCCCAUAUCGCGACUCCGAGGAAGGGGAGCGAGAGGGGCUGUCGCGACUCCGCGCCGUGUGUCGCCGGGCGGCACCGCGGGGCCGGGGCUCCUCUAGCCCCCGGGAUGCGCGCGCGAGUCCUCGCCUCCACUUCCUUGCUGCCACUGCUACGACUGGAGCCGCCUCUCGCCGACAGCGCGGAGCGCGAGUGCGCCGGCCAGCCCCCUCGUCGAGCCCCCUGGCCGCGCGCCACCGGGAAUGUGAGCCGCGCGGCUUGCACGCUUCUCCAGCCAUGGAUGCAUCGUAUGAUGGUACUGAGGUAACUGUCGUGAUGGAGGAAAUUGAGGAAGCCUACUGUUAUACCUCCCCUGGGCCACCCAAGAAGAAGAAAAAGUACAAAAUACAUGGAGAAAAGGCCAAGAAACCCAGGUCCGCUUACCUUCUGUACUAUUACGACAUCUACCUGAAAGUGCAGCAGGAGCUGCCCCACCUCCCUCAGUCUGAGAUCAAUAAGAAGAUUAGUGAGAGCUGGAGGCUGCUCAGUGUGGCCGAGAGGAGUUACUACCUGGAGAAAGCCAAACUAGAGAAAGAAGGUCUGGAUCCUAACUCUAAGCUCUCUGGACUGACUGCUGUGGUUCCGGACAUCCCAGGUUUCCGCAAGAUCCUCCCUCGCUCAGAUUACAUCAUCAUCCCCAAGAGCAGCCUGCAGGAGGAGCGGAGCUGCCCUCAGCUAGAGCUGUGUGUGGCCCAGAACCAGAUGUCCUCCAAAGGACCAUCUCUUGUGUCCAACACUGCCCUGGAGACAGUGCCCGGCCAUGCAGGCAUGGCGGAACAAUGCCUGGCUGUGGAGGCCUUAGCUGAGGAUGUGGGAGCCCUUGCCCAGCCUGGUGCUGUACAGGAGAUCGCCACCUCAGAGAUCCUCGGCCAGGAUGUGCUCUUAAAUGAGGCUUCCCUGGAGGUAGGGGAGAGCCACCAACCUUAUCAGACGAGCCUGGUUAUUGAAGAGACCUUAGUGAACGGCUCAUCAGACCUUACCACUGGAAGCCUGGCUGUGCCCCACCCGCAGGUGGGGGAGAGUAUGUCUGUAGUAACAGUCAUGAGGGAUUCUGGUGAGAGUAGCUCCUCUGCGCCAGCCACACAGUUCAUUAUGUUGCCUCUUCCUGCCUACUCGGUUGUGGAGAACCCCACCUCCAUCAAACUGACUACUACAUACACACGGCGGGGCCAUGGGACAUGUACCAGCCCGGGCUGCUCCUUUACAUACGUCACCAGGCACAAGCCACCCAAGUGCCCCACCUGUGGUAACUUCCUCGGAGGGAAGUGGAUCCCAAAGGAAAAGCCAGCCAAAGUCAAAGUGGAAUUGACUUCUGGUGUCUCCUCCAAAGGCUCUGUGGUUAAAAGAAAUCAGCAGCCUGUCACCACUGAGCAAAAUUCCGCUAAGGAAAACGCUUCCAAACUGACUCUGGAGAACUCAGAAGCUGUAAGCCAGCUUCUCAGUGUAGCUCCUCCAAGAGAAGUGGGUGAGGAGAAUGAGUGGGAGGAAGUGAUCAUCUCAGAUGCCCAUGUUUUGGUCAAGGAAACUCCUGGGAAUCAUGGUACAGCAGUCAUUAAGACGCCAGUGGUCAAGCCUGAGGUCUCUCUGGGAGCAACUGAAAAUGACAGUCCUGGACUAGAUGUGCCACCGCCAGCCGAGGGGACCAGCACCUCCGGUUCACUCCCUGCUCCUAAAAAGCCUACAGGAGUUGACCUGCUCACUCCUAUGCCCAGAGCCUCAGAGCUUAAAGGCAGAGCACGGGGCAAGCCAUCAUUACUGGCUGCAGCAAGACCCAUGAGAGCAAUUCUUCCAGCCCCAGCUAAUGUGGGCCGAGGCAGCAGCAUGGGACUGCCCAGGGCCAGGCAGGCCUUCCCUCUGAGUGAUAAGACUCCCUCUGUGAGGACUUGUGGCCUGAAGCCAAGCACGCUGAAGCAGCUGGGCCAGCCCAUCCAGCAGCCAUCUAGCACUGGUGAGGUGAAGCUAUCAAAUGGCCAAACCAACAGGACAUCUCAGGUGAAAGUUGUGGAGGUCAAGCCCGAUAUGUUUCCUCCAUAUAAGUACAGCUGCACUGUCACACUGGAUUUGGGCCUGGCUACAUCACGAGGUCGGGGAAAGUGCAAGAAUCCCUCUUGUAGCUAUGUCUACACCAACCGGCACAAACCUCGGAUUUGUCCCAGCUGUGGUUUUAACCUUGCCAAAGACCGAACUGAGAAAACCACCAAGGUUCUCGAGGCAAGCUCACCACUCCCGGAUGUGUUAAGUGCCACAGAGCCCCUGAGCGCAGCCCAGAGGGAGAUCCAGCGCCAAUCAACACUGCAGCUGCUGCGCAAAGUCCUGCAGAUUCCCGAGAAUGAGUCAGAGCUGGCCGAGGUCUUCUCUUUGAUUCAUGAACUUAAUAGCUCUCGGCUCAUCCUGUCCAACGUGAGUGAGGAGACGGUCACCAUUGAGCAAACCUCUUGGUCAAAUUACUACGAGUCUCCAUCCACGCAGUGCCUUCUCUGUAGCAGCCCAUUAUUCAAAGGGGGACAAAACUCUCUGGCGGGGCCCCAGGAGUGCUGGCUGCUGACAGCCAGUUGGCUGCAGGUCGUGACUGCUCAGGUGAAGAUGUGUCUGAAUCCCCAUUGUCUGGCCCUGCACAGCUUCAUGGACAUCUAUACAGGUCUCUUUAAUGUGGGAAAUAAGCUGCUAGUGAGCCUGGACUUGCUUUUUGCAAUCCGAAACCAGAUCAAGCUGGGAGAGGACCCCAGAGUGUCCAUCAGCACUCUUCUGAAGUCAGUACAGGAGCAGACAGAGAAGACUCUUACCUCGGAGGAGCUGAGCCAGUUGCAGGAGCUGCUAUGCAAUGGCUACUGGGCUUUCGAGUGCCUCACUGUCCGAGACUACAAUGACAUGAUCUGUGGCAUCUGUGGAGUGGCCCCCAAAGUGGAAGUUGCGCAGAGGAGUGAGAACAAUGUGCUGGCACUAAAGAGUGUGGAAUUCACCUGGCCUGACUUCCUGGCAUCUAAUGAGGUCAACGUGGAGGACUUCUGGGCCACAAUGGAGACAGAGGUGAUUGAGCAGGUGGCCUUCCCCGCCAGCAUCCCCAUCACCAGGUUUGAUGCCUCCGUCAUUGCCCCCUUCUUCCCACCACUCAUGAGAGGAGCUGUGGUCGUCAACACCGAGAAAGACAAGAGCCUGGACGUGCAGCCAGUACCUGGCAACGGCAGUGCCUUGGUGCGGCUGCUCCAGGAGGGCGCGUGUAAGCUUGAGGAGAUUGGCUCCUACAGCGAGGAGGAGCUGCAGUGCCUGCUGAGGCAGUGUGACAUCCCCUUCAGGGCAGAAGACUCCAAGGAGCAGCUCUGCUUCUCUUUGUUGGCCCUCUACGAAUCUGUUCAGAAUGGAGCCAGAGCUCGACAGCCCCCACCUCAUCUCACAGGGGGCAAAGUCUACAAGGUGUGCCCCCACCAGGUGGUCUGCGGCUCCAAGUAUGUCGUGCGGGGUGAGAGCGCCCUUGACCACGUGGAUCUGCUCGUCUCUUCCCGCCAUUGGCCUCCUGUGUACGUGGUUGACAUGGCCACACCCGUGGCCCUGUGUGCUGACCUCUGCUACCCAGAGCUGACCAGCCAGAUGUGGGGGAGGAAUCAGGGCUGUUUCUCUAGCCCCACGGAGCCGCCAGUGAGUGUGUCCUGUCCAGAGCUCAUGGACCAGCAUUAUACAGUGGACAUGACAGAGGCUGAGCAUUCUGUCCAGCACCCAGUCACCAAGACUGCCACACGGCGCAUCGUCCACGCAGGCACACAGCCCAGCCCUGGCGACCCCAGCGCCGGACACCACUCCUUGGCCCUGUGUCCUGAGUUGGCACCUUAUGCAGCCAUCCUGGCCUCCUUUGCAGACAGCAAACCACACAGCGUCCGCCAGCGGCCCAUCGCCUUUGACAACGCCACCCACUAUUACCUCUACAACCGCCUCAUGGACUUCCUCACCAGCCGUGAGAUUGUCAACCGGCAGAUCCACGACAUUGUGCAGAGCUGCCAGCCUGGUGAGGUGGUCAUCCGUGACACCCUGUACCGCCUUGGGGUUGCUCAAAUCAAGACGGAGGCGGAGGAGGACGGGGAGGAAGAGGACAGGGCCACUGCCACAGAGUAAGCCGGGCACUUGCCCAGGGACUGCACGUCUCAAGCCAUAGCAAGACCCUUGCCCGAGGCACAUCCAUCCAGGGGACCAGCCUCUGAGGCUGGGACUGACCAAAGAGCUUCCAUUUCCUGAGCUCGGUGGAGCCCGGGGUCCUUGGUUCUCAGCCUUCCAGCGGUCAAGAGAGGCACCAGGACGCUCCUUACUAGACCCAGAGGCACCGUGGGUGGCACCAUGUGUCCACUAGAGAGAUGGGGAGGCUGAGAGAAGGCAGGGAGACUGCUGCUUCCCUGGGGCGCCUGCGGGUCGGGGUGGAGGCCCUGGCUGGGCCGAGGCUGCCCUUCCCGCCCGGGGAUGCCGUUUUUCUCCCCUGCAGCCUGUUGCCUUUGCCUCGGGGCCUUCCUUAGCUCUGAGGGCUCGUCAUUCUCCCAGAGGAGGCGUGCAUCUCUGUCCUGUUCUUCUGCACCCGCAUCUGGGGGCAGCUGAGCGGGUUGAAGGGGCGAGCCAGUGCUCCCUUCCAGGACUCUCCUCUGCCUCAACCUGUGAGGACCCCUCCUCUCCUGGCCACUGCUGCUGCAGCUUCCUUCCUCCCCCAAAGAGGAAGUGGCCCGUGAGCAUGGCAUGACCCGGCGGCAGUAGGAAAACUCCCUUCUGUGAAGGGGAAGCAGACUGGGUCGUAAGGAAGCAGCAGGACUGGCUCAAGUGCCCAUGGUUUGCUUAGGGCACGGGAACUGGCCGUGUUACUUAAUUUAUUGAGAGGGGAGUGGGAUAGAUGGCUUUUUCCCCCUCUCUCUUCCCUGACCAGAAUAAAGUUUAUUAAAUUAUA